Messenger RNA from Hipposideros armiger (great roundleaf bat), 725 nucleotides. RefSeq names its product MORN repeat containing 2 (gene MORN2). The record is from RefSeq and is a predicted model, not a curated record. The coding region runs from base 288 to 527 and encodes 79 amino acids. The transcript has 5 exons. NCBI's taxonomy places the organism in Eukaryota, Metazoa, Chordata, Mammalia, Chiroptera, Hipposideridae.
UGCCUGGUCGCCCCAGCAACCGAGUCGCAUUCUGCGCCCUGGUAGCGCCUGGUUCCCUCCGGGCCGCAGAGCUGGCCACUCGGGAGGAAUCUCAGAGCCAAGAGAACGUCUCUAGCAACUCUCUGUCAACUGCAGAAGUGUAUAAGAUAAACUUUAUAUUUCCAAAUGGAGACAAGUAUGAUGGUGAUUGUACAAGAACAUCUUCUGGAAGCUUUGAGAGAAAUGGAAUAGGUAUCCACACCACUCCUAAUGGGAUUGUCUACACAGGAAGCUGGAAAGAUGACAAGAUGAAUGGUUUUGGAAGACUUGAGCAUUUUUCAGGAGCAGUAUAUGAAGGGCACUUUAAGGACAAUAUGUUUCAUGGACUGGGGACUUAUACAUUCCCAACUGGGGCAAAGUACACUGGAAAUUUCAAUGAAAAUAGGGUGGAAGGUGAAGGACAAUAUACUGAUAUCCAAGGACUAGAAUGGUGUGGUAACUUUCAUUUCACUGCUGCUCCAGGCCUGAGACUAAAGCUCCACAUGUAGAUAGAUAUUCUGCACUGAAGUUUUAAUGUGGCAAUUGAAGCUGUUAGUUGUAAGAAAAACAAUUAAAUCUGUCAUCUGAAUUAACUUCAUACACUACCUCUGUAUUAUAAUUUUGUCAAUAAAACUACCAUUCACUAUGCCUUUUUAAACUUUAUUUUCAUCAUCAUAUAAUUAGUUUAAAAUAAAUUAUGUGAUUCA